AUGUUAUUCUUCCUCUUCUUUUCUCUGUCUUUCUCUCUCUCUCUCUCUCUCUCUCUUUCCCUCUGCCGCGCUCUUAGUCUGCCUCUUCUUGUCUUUCUCUCUCUCUCGCUUUCGCAUUCUUCUUUUACUUCUUCUUUCACUACCUUCCGCUCACUCUUCCGCGCUCUUGUUCUCUCUCUUCACUCUGUCUGCCUCUCUCUCUCUCUCUCUCUUCUGCAGUCUUCUUCUUCCUCCUCUUCUCUCUGUCUUUCUCUGUCUCUCUCUGUCUCUCUCUCUCUCUCUUCUGCGCUCUUAUUCUUCCUCCUCUUCUCGGUGUCUUUCUAUCCCUCUUUCGCGCUGUUAUUCUUCCUCUUCUUCUUUGUCUUUCUCUGUCCCCUCAGCGCUCAUAUUCUUCUCCCUCUUUUCUCUGUCUUUCUCUGUCUCUCUCUCUCUCUCUUUCGCGCUGUUAUUCUUCCUCCUCUUCUCUCUGUCUUUCUCUCACUCUUCCGCGCUGUUAUUCUUCCUCUUUUCUUUGUCUUUCUCUCACUCCUCCACGCUGUUAUUCUUUCUCUUUUUCUCUCUGUCUUCUUCUUCUUCUUCUUCUUUCUGUCUGCCGAACUCUUCCGCGCUAUUAUUCUUCCUCCUCUUCUCUCUUCCUUUCCAUUUCUUUACAUCUUUUCUCUUUCUGUUACUUUUCAAUAA
Acanthosepion pharaonis is the source of this 681-nucleotide messenger RNA. NCBI's taxonomy places the organism in Eukaryota, Metazoa, Mollusca, Cephalopoda, Sepiida, Sepiidae. The record is from the annotation of a GenBank genome assembly.